Molecule: messenger RNA, 540 nt
Organism: Drosophila elegans
Lineage: Eukaryota; Metazoa; Arthropoda; Insecta; Diptera; Drosophilidae
Exons: 2
Coding region: 1-540 (179 amino acids)
Source: RefSeq, a predicted model, not a curated record
AUGGGUAAACAGAUGUGCCCCAUAAAACCGGGUGUACUGCAUGGCUGCAUAUCUAUUUUUCUAAAGGUUCGCAACACCGCUGGAGGUCGUGAAGGCUUUAUGAAACAUGAAGACAACGUCAUUUUAAUAACAACCGAAGAACCGGUCGAACAAACGCUAUCACCGCUUUUAAGAUGCUUAAGCUGUAAAUUUUGUGCCCCAUAUGAGGGUAAAUCUUUAAAUGAAAAAGGGAAAAAGUGGUGUCCCCUACAACUGGGUGUACUAAAUGGAUGUAUCUCUAUUUACUACAAUUUUUCCAGCAAUGCUGGGGGCCCAGAAGGGUAUAUCAAUAGGAGCUGUUUUUCCGACUUAAACGAGAGCGAUCUUGAAUAUUGUAAGAAAAAUGAGAAAGUGUGCCACAAGUGUUACACAGCUGAUUGCAAUAACAUAGACAUCACCAGUAAUGGCUUUGAAACUGAUGGAGGAGAAGGAGCUCGAAUGAUGGUCUCAAAGUUCCUAAUGAUCGCUAGUUCGAUCGGCUGUCUUUUAAUCAGUGUGUAA